UGCAGGAUUUCAACAGCAGAAUCAAUCAAACGAUCCAUUUAUCCGCCUUUUAGCAGCAUAUUUCAUCUAUCCACAAUGUCGGACGGCGAGAUGCCUUGGCCCGAGGUGGCGGUUGGCAACAAGAACCAUGCCAACGCCGCAGUGGUCAUCAUCGGAGGAGGUAUCUCUGGCAUGUGUGUUGCCAUUGAUCUGUUGAAACGGAACAAGUGUCGAAACUUCAUCAUCAUUGAGAAGUCCGCCGGACUGGGAGGGACCUGGCUCGACAACAAAUAUCCCGGCUGCUGCUGCGAUGUCUGGUCCGCCCUCUACUCCUACAGCUUCGCCAAAAACCCAUCUUGGUCUCGCGAGUAUCCCGGCCAAGAAGAGAUCCUCGCCUACCUCCAAGAUGUCGCUCAAGACUUCAAGCUGCUGCCACACUUCCGCUUCAACACGAUGGUCAAGGACGCCACUUGGGACGACGCGGGCAAGAAAUGGAAGGUCAGCGUCGAGACGUCCAAGGGCAGCAAAGAGGCGGAAUAUAGUGAGGGAUAUGAGAUCACAGCCGACUUUGUUGUCAGUGCUGUGGGACAAUUGAACUUGCCGCAGUGGCCGAAGAUUGAGGGCAUUGACUCGUUCAAUGGGAAGAAGAUGCAUAGCGCGAGGUGGGAUUGGUCGUAUGAUCUGACGGACAAGAAGAUCGCGCUGGUUGGAAAUGGUUGCACGGCUGUCCAAAUUCUUCCGGAGAUCGCAAAGGUCGCCAAGCAAGUCACUGUCUUCCAGCGGACGGCGAAUUGGGUCAUUCCACGCGAGGACGCACCUGUUUCGUCUACAUGGAGGACCAUCUACAAGUAUGUGCCGGGUGCUAUGAGUCGAAAGCGUGCAGGCCAGAUGGACUUUCGAGAGUCCACUCAUGGCUUCAUCAGUGAUAGCAACUCGCCAAUUGCUGCCAUGUUCACGCACGCUUCGAAGGAGUUGAUGGAGAGACAGCUCCCAAAUCAACCCGAGCUGUGGAAGAAACUCACUCCGACCUACAAGCUGGGUUGCAAGCGUAUCAUCAUCUCCGACGAUUACUUCCCAGCGAUCGCCCGCGACAACGUCGAACUCGAAACCCGCGCGAUCGACAGCAUUGCUGGCAACUCGAUCAAAGUCAAAGACGACAAUGGCAGCAUCGCUGAUCUCUCCGACUUUGACCUCCUUGUCUGCGCCACGGGUUUCAAGACUGUGGACUUUAUGCAUCCCAUCCAGCUUUACGGCAAGAAUGGCCACCCGAUCGCGGACGUGUGGAAGGAUGGCGCGAAAGCGUUGUAUGGCAUGACGGUUGAGGAUAUGCCUAACUUCGCUAUGCUGUACGGGCCCAACACCAACCUCGGCCACAACAGCAUAAUUCUGAUGAUCGAGUCCCAAUCCCGCUACAUCAACGGCCUCAUCGCUCCCGUCCUCGACGCCCGCAAACGCGGCAAAGCCCUCAGCGUGCGUCCCAAACCCGCCGUGCUCGAAGCCUUCAACGAGGAAAUCCAAGCCGAACUCCGCACCUCCGCCUUCAACGACCCGAAUUGUAAUUCCUGGUACAAGAACGACGCGGGACUGAUCACGAAUAACUGGAGUCGGACGGUGGUGGAGUAUCAGAAAUUGGUGGAGGAUGUGAGACUUGACGAGUUCGUGGUGGAGGGGAGUGGCAAGGAGGGAGUGAAGGAGAAGAUCCAUGUUGGACGCGUGAGGGAGGAGAUGUUGGUUAGUGAUCGGACGUUGACGUUGUUGGGUGUGGUGUCUACGGCGGCGAUUGUGGGUGGGUGGUUGAUGCGGAAUUCGGGGUAUUUGCAGAGGAUCACGACGAGAUAG
Zymoseptoria tritici IPO323 is the source of this 1818-nucleotide messenger RNA. RefSeq lists its product as uncharacterized. Lineage: Eukaryota; Fungi; Ascomycota; Dothideomycetes; Mycosphaerellales; Mycosphaerellaceae. Bases 76 to 1818 code for a protein of 580 amino acids. The record is from RefSeq and is a predicted model, not a curated record. Gene Ontology annotation, molecular function: N,N-dimethylaniline monooxygenase activity; NADP binding; flavin adenine dinucleotide binding. The transcript is spliced from 6 exons.